AAGGUUCCUACGGCCGGCCCCACGCAACCAGGCCCAGCCGCUCGUCCAGUCCUGCCUCCCGUUUUGUUAUGAAAAUUUCGUUCUAAUCACAACUCUGACACUGUAUUUUUAAUUCCUUUUUGGGCCCUUUUUUUGUAUAUUUUGUUUCUCUAUACCAUUUUUGCUCCUGCUUUCUACUUGGAAAUUCCCAAUUUUCGAAAAGUUUUCACAAUAUUUUCAAUUUACAGGUGUAAAGUCUUAAACUCACUUGUUCUAGAUACGCCUUUUUCUAGUUCAGAUAGAUUAGAUAGAUUAAUUUUGGCCUGAAAUCUGAAUUUUCCAUUUAAAAAAUCAAGCAGUUUAUUUGUUCGAGUUUUCAAUCAUGACUGUGAUGGGUUGUUUUGCUUUCCAAGACGAUAGAUUGCCUUUUAAGGAUUCUUUCCGACGCAUUAAUUGAUCGUCUGGGUUUCAUCAGAUUUCAUAUUCAUCGUCUUCAAAAAUUCAUGCGUUUUGUCUUGGAAUCACUUUGCUUAUGGAGUCCGAAUUGAACAACAAAUUAAAAUGAAUUCGUAUCUGGAUAUAAAUGUCUAUUAGAUUGAGGUAAGAACUUGUUUGUUUUUUAUUUUAUCAGAAUUUCUUACAAUUCGCCCUUUUGUCAGAUGAGGCAAAUUCUUUUACCUGUGAAUUGAUUGAUACGGAUGCUCAUGAAUGCCAAUUCCUUUGGAAUUAGAAUGAUUUGAGAUGGGCUGGGGGCUGAGAUUGUGGGAGGAAUGAUUUGAUUAUCGAAAACUUGUAUCUGAAUCUCAAAUGGACUUAUCAAAAUACAAGAAUUUGAGAUUCUUUGUGCCGAAUUUGAAUUCUCUGGCUUGUAAAUGUGUGGCCUUGACCGUCAUUGCCUUGGUUCUUAGAGCAGUUUUUCUGCCCAGAUUUUGUAGUUUCCGUGGGAUUGAACCAAACAACUCAUUUGCUUUCAACAAACCAUUUAGAAUAUAUUCCGAAUUUCAUAGUCGAAACUCAAAGUUUUUAGAGGUUCCGCAGAUUGUAUGGGGAUUGAACAAUCAGAAAAUUGCCUUGGCAAGAGCUUGUUUAACUGCAAGACUGUUGAAUCGAACUCUUCUGAUGCCUAGCUUGAGCGCUUCGCUGUUCUACAAAGAGAUCGAUAAGUUGGAACCAAUUUCAUUUCAUAAGGUCUUCCAGUUCGAGAAGUUCAAUUCUCUUUGUAAGGGGUUUGUCCAGUUAGCUAGACAUUCGGAGAUUUCAAAUCGAAGCAAUGUAUUCGAGCUUCAAAAGGGAACUGGGAGGAGGUGGACGAUCGAGAAAGACUUAGAUCAGUUGAGACAGCUUAGCAGCAAUCACUAUGAUGAUUACGAGGUUAUCCGAAUAACAGGAAAGAACCCAUUUUUAUGGCAUGAUCAUUGGCCUGUAGAGGACUAUUCAACGGUGUUUCAAUGCUUAGUUUUGGUGGAAGAUAUCUCUAGGCAAGCUGAUAAGGUUAUUUCUAAGAUUAGGCAGAUUGGAUUGCAAGAAAACCAUAAUAUUUCUACUGGUUAUGUAGCGGUUCACAUGAGAAUUGAGAAGGACUGGAUGAUUCACUGCAAGAAGAUGCAGCAGAGGUCGAACAUCAGUGAAAUUUGUAGCAGUAAGGAUGAGAUUAUGGAACGAGUGACAAACAUAGUCGGCCUGAAGAAGCCGGUAGCGAUUUACAUCGCUGUGGCAGAUAACCUUCUUGAAGAUAAGACGCUACUGUCCGGCUGGAAUGAGGGAUUGCUUCCUUUCACGAAGAAAAAAUUGGGUGUCGUUGAAUUAUACGAGAAGCAGCCAUAUCUCAUUCAAUCAGCCAUUGAUUAUGAAGUUUGUUUGAGAUCAAAUGUGUUUGUAGGGAACAGCUUUUCGACAUUCUCAAGCCUUGUAGUUCUUGAUAGAACCCAGAAAAUGAUCAACAUUGGUGUUGGAAAACUUUGUGGCAUUGAUGUGAUGUGGCCUUCUUAUGCCUACAAUUUACUAGGAAAAUCUAAAGGCCCUCGUCCCUGGGCGACGAAUAUGUCCGACUCGAGCCUGAAUGCAGUUAGUUAUGGUACUAAUCACAUCUCCUGUCUAUAAAUUGUCUGAAUCUGACGCAGCUUGAGAGAUUCACUUGUCCCUCGAAACGACCUGCCUUCAGUAUUGAAACCCAACAUGAGAUAGGCUACUCCUAUCUUUUCUUGACAAAGACAACUUGGGAGUGCAUUUAAUAAUCAAUCAAAUAAUGUAUGUGUCGGCUGACUACAAUACUGAUAACACAGUAUAGUUCUCUUGUCGUAUCAACAGUUAGAAGUUUUUAUUGGAUGGGAGAUCAAUUUCAUAA
This is a messenger RNA of Olea europaea var. sylvestris, 2323 nucleotides long. Its product is annotated as O-fucosyltransferase 23-like. The record is from RefSeq and is a predicted model, not a curated record. The coding region runs from base 787 to 2079 and encodes 430 amino acids. The transcript is spliced from 2 exons. Lineage: Eukaryota; Viridiplantae; Streptophyta; Magnoliopsida; Lamiales; Oleaceae. Gene Ontology annotation, biological process: pollen-pistil interaction.